This is a messenger RNA of Mus musculus (house mouse), 1088 nucleotides long. It is a transcript of the gene Isoc2a, whose product is annotated as isochorismatase domain containing 2a. Bases 151 to 771 code for a protein of 206 amino acids. NCBI's taxonomy places the organism in Eukaryota, Metazoa, Chordata, Mammalia, Rodentia, Muridae. Gene Ontology annotation, cellular component: cytoplasm; nucleus. The transcript is spliced from 6 exons. The record is from RefSeq and is marked validated.
AGACACGUAAGGGGAGCAGACCUCGUGUCCAAAGUGGGCAAAACGGUGACCCAGCCCGGAACUAGUGACAGUCCAGUGGGGGAGAGUGCGCUGAAGGGACCUAGUGGAGGGACUUGCUGCACUCGAACCUGGUACCGCCGGCCCUAGGAAAUGGCAGCAGCCAGGGCUAGCCUGGGCCGGAUCCUCCCAGAGUCCUCCAUCCUGUUCCUAUGUGACUUACAGGAGAAGUUUCGCCCUAGCAUAGCCUACUUCCCACAGAUCGUGUCAGUGGCUGCUCGGAUGCUUAAGGUGGCCCGGCUGCUAGAUGUCCCCAUUUUGCUGACAGAGCAGUACCCAGAAGGCCUGGGCCCCACAGUUCCUGAGCUGGGCGCUCAGGGCAUUCGGCCAGUGAGUAAGACCUGCUUCAGUAUGGUGCCCGCCUUACAGAAGGAGCUAGAUGGCAGGUCCCAGCUUCAGUCUGUGCUACUCUGUGGCAUCGAGACCCAAGCCUGCAUCUUGAACACAGCUCUGGACCUACUUCACCGGGGACUGCAGGUUCAUGUAGUGGUGGAUGCCUGUUCUUCUCGAAGCCAGGUUGACCGGCUGGUGGCACUGGCCCGGAUGAGACAGAGUGGAGCUUUCCUCGCCACCAGCGAAUCGCUCAUUCUGCAGCUCGUGAGGGAUGCCUCCCACCCCCAGUUCAAGGAGAUUCAGAAGAUCAUUAAGGAGCCGGUCCCGGACAGCGGGCUGCUGAGCCUCUUCCAAGGCCAGAGCCCCCUCACCUCUUGCUGAACUCCAGGCCAUGACUGAGACAACAGACUUACUCUGUCGUCGGUGGGAGCAUCUGCCCUACGGGAGAGGAGGGGUGAACUGCUGGUCCUGGAAAUGCAAAUGAGACUCCUGAGUGCUAGAAGGGGUGGGGAUGGGGGUAGGGAGUGGGGGGGGUGGGGGGGUGGAGGGGGUGGGGGGGUGGAGGGGGGGCGGGGGUUGACUGAAGAGAGGUGGAGAGGGGACUCUGCUUAGGUCUACCUCAUAAGCAAAGGGCAAAAAAAGUGUCACAGACUGGGACCCAUAUUCUGAGUAAACAUUGAUGUGACUGUGAACUGAAA